Pangasianodon hypophthalmus (striped catfish) is the source of this 3928-nucleotide messenger RNA. RefSeq names its product hormonally up-regulated neu tumor-associated kinase homolog A. Lineage: Eukaryota; Metazoa; Chordata; Actinopteri; Siluriformes; Pangasiidae. The record is from RefSeq and is a predicted model, not a curated record. Gene Ontology annotation, cellular component: cytoplasm. The transcript is spliced from 10 exons. Gene Ontology annotation, biological process: intracellular signal transduction; protein phosphorylation. Bases 433 to 2664 code for a protein of 743 amino acids. Gene Ontology annotation, molecular function: protein serine/threonine kinase activity; ATP binding.
CACACACAUAGACACACACAUUAGGAGGGCAUGAAGCAACCAGACUGACAGAGGAACCUUCCCCUGGAGGGACACAAGUAAAGACCUGUGAGACGAAGGACAGAAGACAGAGAGAGAGAGACAGAGAGAGAGAGAGAGAGAGAGCGAAGGAGAGAGAAUGCGAUCUGGAGCACAAACUAAAGAACUGAGACUCAACAUUAAAGCGUUCAGAGAAGACAGUGCUUCAUGCAGAAGACAUCACAUCAACAUUUCUGAGUGAAUUAGCAAAGGAAUGGAUAACUAACAUCAACAGAGGAAUGCAAGGACUCAGAGGAAAUCCGGAUCGCACCAGCUUUCUGCCCGUCCAUCACACAUGCCUGUUGUUCCUCACUUCCUUUCUCCAACUCACUUCAUCGUCUCAGUAGCCGGGAACAGACAGGAGCAGGUGGCACCAUGCCCACUCCGGUCAAGUCGUCUUUAGAUGGUGUGACAUGUGACUUGGGGGAGCUGGAGCAGGUGGAGCGGGCAGUCCCAGCAGGUUUGGGGAAAGUGCCCAGAGACUUGGUGAGAAACUUCCCACAUACUAAACGCGUGGGCAGCUACCUGGUGGGCAAAAUGAUCAACAAGGGCUCAUUUGCUAAGGUGAUGGAGGGUAUGCACAUCAGCACGGGUGAGAAGGUGGCCAUUAAAGUAAUCGAUAAGAAGAAGGCACGGCAAGAUGCAUACGUGUUGAAAAAUAUGAAACGUGAGCCGAGGAUCCACCAGAUGAUCCGUCACCCCAACAUCGUCCUUCUGCUGGAGACCCUGGAGACUGAGAACUGCUACUACAUGGCCAUGGAGCUGUGUGCCGGAGGAGACCUGAUGGACAGAAUCUGUGAACGCAAACGUCUGGAGGAGAGGGAGGUCCGCCGAUACACACGGCAGAUCCUGUCCGCUGUUGAUCAUUUGCAUACACACGGCAUAGUGCACAGGGAUCUGAAAAUUGAGAACUUUCUCCUGGAUGAACACAACAAUAUUAAGAUAGUGGACUUUGGUCUCAGUAACACUCUGAAGCUAGACUCUCUCUCCCCGGAGCUGUUAAACACUCAGUGUGGAAGUCCUGCAUACGCUGCCCCAGAGCUUCUUGCACACAGGAAGUAUGGCCCUAAAGUGGACGUAUGGUCUGUAGGUGUGAGUAUGUUUGCCAUGAUGACAGGUACUCUUCCCUUCACCGUAGAGCCAUUCAACAUAAAGCAACUUCAUCAAAAAAUGAUUAAUGGAGAAAUCAGCACAAUCCCAUCUGACAUUAGUAAAGGGGCGGUGCAGUUUGUUUUGUCUCUGCUGGAGCCGGACCCAUCGAAGAGGCUGAGUGUGAAAGCAGCACUUGAGGAGAGCUGGCUUAAUGAGGGCUACACCAAGAGACCCCUACACACAGUGGUCUAUAAGAACAGACUGCAUCCGGAAGAUCUCAACUCAGCUGUGUUAAACUACAUGACUGAGGAUCUUGGCUAUGGCAUCUCAGACAUCAUACACACAGUCAUCAACAACAAACCCUCUACCAUCUUAGCUACCUACCAACUCUUGCUAAAAAAACUGAGCAGGCAUCAGAAAGGAUCCAAGUCCAUUAAGAAGUUGGAAUCCAGUGAGUGGAACCUUCGAAAUAAGCCUGGGUGGAAUGAGAGGAGCAACACAUCAGAGAGGAGUCAGCAACAGAAGACUCAGAGUGAGACUAGCAAUGAGAGGAGCCAGAGGCAGUCAAGUAAGACACAGAAGAUCCCAUCACAAGACAGAGAUUCCCUGAGGAGGCCAGAGGAGGUGAUCACACAGAAGCAGUCAAGCUCAGAGCAAAGAGCAUCUACCCCUACCAAUCAGCCCACAGACGUCUUUAACAGCAAUGACACUGCAAUCAACAUGGAGACAAGAGAAAGCCUGUUUCCUGAAGUCCCAGUGCUCGGUGAGAGGGAAGUGGUUCAUGCGUUACCCCUCAAAUGCCCCUGCAAGGUAGGAAGCAGCUCAAAGCUAUGUAACUGCACUUCUUGUGAUGCUCCAAUAAUUUUGGAAAGUAAAAAAGACUCCAGCAAAGCACCGCCUAAAGAUCAUGACCUGAGACCAAUACAUUCUGAGAAUUGUUCAAGAGAGGAUCCUGUACACCGGCAUGACGACAAAUUGGAAAAGAUACAGAUGUUCUACUCUGAAAAAGCAGUAUCACCCAGAAUGCAUCUAGACAGUAAAGCAGGCCAGCGUUUUAAAGACCUCCUACUGGCCAUUGAGGAAAAGACCCAUACUGCCCGUCACCUGAGCACAAUGGAAUCCGCUUUGCAAACUGCCCCAUUACCGAGGUUACGUCACAGAACUAUCAAAGACAUCUCGCCAAGAAAAGUGGUUUGGGCGGGGCUUAAACAUCACACCGGGCCAUCCACAGGCUCCUCACCUUUUCUGGUAAAUGGUUCAAAACCACCAGUGUUUUUGUCCCAGAGGCAGCAGGCUCUGGUCAUCAAGAGUCUGAGGUACUCAAAGGAAAAGAGGAACACCGGACCAGGAGGAGGAAGGACAUUGGGCAUCCCAGAAAACACAGCAAAAACUCAGCACUUUGUGCCUUUACGGACUAGUCAGCGCAGGGACACAAACCUAAACCUACCCAUGCUCCAUUCCAACUUCCAGAGCAAGGAAAAGAAAACCGAAGUUCUCAGAUUGGACUUUGGUUGAAAGGGUGUAGAGAGAGGAAGUGACAGAGACAAUGUAAACCUAUAAUAAUUACAAUAAGAGCUAAGUCCAACUGCAGUAACUGAAAUAUAUAUUUAUACAACUUUCAAGGAAGGAUGUUUCUUGAACCUCACAAUGUAUAUCUUUUGUACAUUUGUACACUGAUUCUUUCAGUCCUGUGGGAUGCCCAUGCUUGCACCUCUUUCAGAUCUUCAGCUAUCUGUUAAACUCUUGUUGGCUACAUAGACAGCCUGAUGAGUUAUCAAGAGCUCUUAGCAGAUAGAUCUUUUAGAUCAGGGACAAAUUAAAACUGGGAGUGCAACAUUUCCCAGAACCAAACCUGCAAAUUACUGCACAAGUGAGUUUUUAAUACUUUUGGAAAUAUUGGGGUCAAACUUUUCAAAUGUGCUACAAUUUACCAGUCUCAAGCCCUGCCAUAUUUUUUGCCCCUUUCUUGAAUUUAAAGCUCUGGAUACAGUCAAAAUUGGACCAGUAUCCUGACUGAUAAGAGAUCUCCCAAAAUUUCCAAAAACAAAUACACAUAUUAGCUUUAGAUUUGUCUGUGAGUGGACACUACCAACAGCUAAAUAUGGACUCCAUAUCCAUAACCAAAAAAAGCUGCUAUUGAGCUAGUUUGGCUAAACAAUAAGUUAUGCCAAAUAUAUAAGUAGACACCUGUAAAAAAAACGAUUAAAUUAGUUAGCUAGCUUUGUUCACUUGAAGUGGUGCUAGUAUAUUGUCUGUGUUAUACAGAUUAUUCAGCAAAGACCACAUUAGCAAUGUAGUAGAUGAAGUAGCCAUGUCAGAAGCUUGGUAACCAAGCAUGGGCGGGGCUUGCGAUCAGUAAAUUUCCACUAAUUUUGUCAAUGAAAAACUGCAUCAAAAGUAAGCUGAUGAUCGGUGGUCUUAAACACUGCUGCAUCAUGAAAUGCACAGAUGCCAAAGUGAAAAACAGAAUGUACUAGGAACAUCCUAUUAGGGCAUAAGCUCAUUUGCUACGCUAAGUUUAUAAAGACAAGCAGUUAAAACCUCUCAUACCCCCUCUUCUCUUUCUCUCUCUUGCAAUCAUUUACCCUUAAGCCAAUGUAACUCUAUUUGAGCUUUAUUGUCUGCUCAGGGUCUGAUUGAUGCCCAUUGUGCUCUUAAGCCUGUAUCAUGUUGCUGUUUAUGAAUGAGCAUCGCUGAAUGAAAUCAAUCAGUCGUGCCAAAGGAUAACGUUCUAAUUGUUAUUCCAAGACCUUGGAUAAUAAACAAGAUUUGAAAUUAA